Molecule: messenger RNA, 1470 nt
Organism: Trichosporon asahii var. asahii CBS 2479
Lineage: Eukaryota; Fungi; Basidiomycota; Tremellomycetes; Trichosporonales; Trichosporonaceae
Product: pof4 protein
Exons: 3
Coding region: 1-1470 (489 amino acids)
Source: RefSeq, a predicted model, not a curated record
AUGCACUCCCUCGAGUACGAGGAGGAGUACGACGACGACCUCGACGACCUCUUUGGCGAGGAGGAGGACCCGCUCUUCGUCGACACACGGAAACCUGUCGCCACCCCGGGUGCUGGCCCCUCGAAACCUGCGUCAGCACCUGCGCCGGCGCUCAAGCCCGUCAAGGCGAAACCGAUUACGAGUGGGAGUGACUCAAGACGGGAAGAGAAGUUCUCUGCUAGUCGACGGCUAGACGAGCUACGUGCACGCAAGGCGACGAUACCGCCGCCGCCGGCUAGAGGUGUGCCGUCGCUGCGUAACCUGGCCAUGUCUGUCAUCCUCAGCAACGCGCCUCGUAUCUGGGAUAUCGGAGGGCUCGAGUACGGGCUCUGUGCCGAGCUGCUUGACCAGCUGCCGAGAGAGCAGUUGGCCGAGAUCGAGGGAGCUUCGGAGAAAGCAGUCCAAGAAUCCGAGGAGAGGAAGGAACAAGCGAUGGAGCGUGUCGCCGCUCGGUACAAGGAACUCGACGCGCAGCGUGCCAGCAAGCGAGUAGUGGUCAUGGAGGGCCUCGUCGCGCCGCAGAAGAAGCGCUCGGGCUGGUCGUCCUGGGGCGGCGGGGGGUCCCAUUCCCUCAGUGGUGCUCGGCGCGGCGCGAGCGCUGCAGCGACCUAUGCCCAGAGCGGGGGCAACAAGGCCCUCGCAAAGGCGCGCGCCGAGUCGAAUCGCGCCCGAUUAGCUUUGACCAAGGCUUCUGGACGCUUCAGCGGCCCGCCCGUAGUGCGCACGCCGCGCAACGAGGUCGCGGCCCAAGUCGAGGAAGCCAUGUUCAGCAACCCGUACGCCGGGCGCGCCAAAGUGGCACAGGGGCCGCGUAUCCCCCGCCCUCGAGUGCCUCUGCCGAUGGAACGGAGGUCGGAACUCCCAGCGCACAUCAAGCCCGAGAAAGUGGAAGCGCCGGGCGAACGGUUCACACUCGGAUCGCGCGCGCCUAGAGCCCCGAGACCAGUCGAGGAGAGAGAGAAGGGCAAAGGCAAGCACAAGGAGGAGGUGGAGCCGAGCAAGCCGACGAGUUUCUUCGAACCCAAGUCGAGAGUCCUCAACGCCAUUUCGGACUUUAAGCCGUUAGGUUCUGGUUCAGGUUCGGGAUCGAAGCGACCAAGGGACGACCGCGUUAAGAGCGAGCGGAACGGGAAGAAAGUCAAGGUGGAAGAGGACGACGACAUCUUUGGCUCGUCGCCGGCCAACUCGCCCCAACACUCGCCGCGUAACUCACCCGCACCCGGAGUUUCAACGCCCAGGACGGCUUCGCCUGUCUCGAGGACCGGGACCCAGUCGCCUGUUCCGAGAACGGCGACGGCGUCGCCGAGCGAGCUCACGAGUGGAGGGACGAACACGCCGCCACAGAGACCGCUGCCGAUGCGUCCGAGGAAACCGCAGAAUCUCGAGAGCGUGCUGUUCAUGAAGAAGAAGAAGCCUGUCAAGCGGCCAUGA